Messenger RNA from Macrobrachium nipponense, 2357 nucleotides. Its product is annotated as ERC protein 2-like. Lineage: Eukaryota; Metazoa; Arthropoda; Malacostraca; Decapoda; Palaemonidae. The record is from RefSeq and is a predicted model, not a curated record.
AACUAGAGGUGCUGAGACAUAAAUUGCCUGAACUGGAACAGCAAAUGAAUUCUCUGCUAGCAGCAAUUGAAGUGAACGAAGCCAUGGGACAUGUUACAACUGAGGUAGGGCGUCAGCUGCAGGAGAGGCAGGAACAUCUGGAGAAUCUCAAUAGAUCAUCAAAUUUGUUGCAGGAUGAAUACUCAUCUCUGGCUAUGGAGAAUCAAAUUCUGAAGACUGAGUUAUCAGCUUGCAAGAGAUCCAGCGCAGAGUAUGUCAGUGAAAGUUCAGAGUCUUCAAGAAAAGCCAGAGAAGAAGCAAGGAAGGAGAGGCUGAAUGCUGCUCGCUUAGAGGAAGAGUGUGGCAGAUUACAGGCACAGCUGAAAUGCACAAAUGCAAUCCUGGAGCAAGAGAGGAGAGAGAGAGCAAUGAGGGACAUGGUUCAGCAACUGAAGCAUGAAGACUUUGAAGCAAUCCUUGACUCAACAGUUUCAUCAAAUGUGGAUACCCUUUGAAAAAAUAAACACCAUGGAACUUAAUUUAGUGGUAUCUACAUCUUGCUACAUGGAAUGUUUUGAAGUAUGGUUCUGGAUAUAAUAUAGGUCUUAUGCCCAACAUUUUUCUUUUUAUACUCUGUUCAUGAAAGUCAUACUUUACCAUCUACUUGUCAUUGUUCAGUAGGUGCAGAUAACACUUGCAUUUUAAAAUUGAUAAAUAAUAGUCUGUGUUUGACAUUAAAUUCUUAUUAAAUAUGAUAAUGUUUGUAACAUUGCUCUCAUUCUCUCUUAUCUCAUUCUUUCCCUGUGCCAUUAGAAAUAUGAUUAAAAGUUAGUGCAAUAAAAAUAUCCUGUGUGAAUAACUUGCAGAUAUAUUCCGUCCAUAUAUUUUUGUAAUGCAUGGUGAUCAAAAUGAUGUUUUACUUUUUGUGAUAAGGGUUUAUGUAGGCAUAAUUUUGUCUGCAGAGUUACAGUCAAGAAAAAUGUACUUUCUUACUUUAUAGAUAUUUGUACUGUGAAAUUAAUGACAUUUGUUGUGUAUCUUGCUGGAAGACAACUAAUCUUAUGCAAAAUAUUAGUAAUGAAGAGAUCUCAUAAGUGCAUUACAAGAAUAAUGCCUUUAUGCCAUACUUGCUGUGUAAUUAGGUGUGCCAUACUUUUUUAUUGAAAUAAUGACAGGAAAAAUGCAAUAUCAUCAUCAUUUGUUUGUGUUUGAAACUUGCUGGGAGAAAAGUAGAUAUUUUUUUAAUAGAAUAUAAGUAAGAUUUUUUUAUCUGAAAUGGCACAUUCCAUUUCUAUUUAGUUUAAAGGAGCUUACUUAUUUAGCAGUAAAGUUCCAUACACAUAAGGUACGUAGUUUGCAAUGAACGUAUUCUGUACCAUUGUCAGGCAAGACUUUUAUUCAUACUAGUGAAUUACAAAAUAACUGUAGAUUAUUUUGCUUGUUGCACCUUAUGCACUUUAUGGUUUAUUCACUUGAUGCACCUGAAUUUCUUAUAAGUACUGUUGUUUAGCUACAAGAAAUUAGGCCUGCAAUAUCAGUUUUUUAAUACAUUUGGUUUUAAUCAUUAUAACUAUUUGCAAAUGGAUUAUGCAGCUUAAGAUUAUGUAAUAAGAAAUCAACCCCAAAAUUUUUAGGAAGCUUGAGACAAACUUUCUUAUUGUUUGAUGAUUAUUUCAGAAAGUAGAUUUGUAAGGUUUUUAUCAGGGGUCCAUGAAUUUCAUUCAUGUUCAGGUAUGAAGCAUCUUUCCUUUUCCAUUGGAGUGCUUUGUAUGAUAGGUUUUGUCACUUAAUUAGCACUUACAGGUGCUUUCAAGAUUAAUUAUCACAGUUAUAGUGAAAAGAAAGGAAAUACUUUUAUUAAUAAUGGGAAAUCAUUUUAGCAGCUUUCAUGUUGAGUUAAAUAUAAAUGGGAAAUUUAUAUAAAAGGGAAACUUUUAAAGAUUUUUUCUGUAUGAAAAAGGCCACUUUAAAAUGGGUGAUAUUGCAUCUAGUCAUUUCAGAAAAAAAGAACUUGCAAUACACUGAGAAAAAAAGUGCAAUGUUGUACUUUUUAUGUGACAACACCUUGAAAGUGGUUGUUAUUUUUCUAGUCAAAGGAAUAUUAUGUCAGUAUUUGGACAAAGACUAGCAUUUAAAUCACUAGGUAAUAGGUCUUAUAUGGUCAAUACUACAGUAUUUUCUUAAUGAUAAUUUUUUUAUGUAAGACAUUUUUUCACAUUUAGUAUAGUGUAGUGUUUGUUGGCAGUCAGAAAUAAUGUAAGAAUCAUAGCUUAUACUUUGUACUUUUACCAAAGAUGAUUUUUGAAGACAGAACUGUGGUAUUACCACUCCGUCCGUAAUCUGUCCAGAUGUAAAAUUGUUUAUUUUUCAAUAAACAU